AUGUUCUUCUCGCAAGUUGCCCGGUUGGCAAGACCAAGUUUGAUGGUUCCAUCUGUGGUACCGAAGAUACCUAUUUUGAAGCGCUCGAUACUGCCAUUUUCCGCCUUUGAACGCUCGUUUUCCGCGUGCCGUCCACAAUGGGCCACCUUAAACCAGAUCAAAAGAGGCGUAGAGCCUCCAAAGCGCAAAAAGGACACCGUUUCCCCAGACCUUUACUGCUGUCCGCUUCGCAAGGGUGUGGUUCUCAGGGUAAUGGUGCUCAAACCCAAGAAGCCUAACUCUGCCCAGCGUAAGGCCUGCAGAGUAAGACUGACCAACGGAAAAGUCAUUUCUGCAUACAUCCCCGGCGAGGGUCACAAUGCUCAGGAGCACAGUAUAGUAUACGUCCGUGGUGGCCGUUGUCAAGAUUUGCCUGGUGUGAAGUACCGUGUCAUCCGCGGGGGUGGUGAUUUAAGUGGUGUGGUGAACAGAACCACUUCUCGCUCCAAAUAUGGGGUUAAAAAGCCUCAGAAAGCCUGA
Lachancea dasiensis is the source of this 519-nucleotide messenger RNA. Lineage: Eukaryota; Fungi; Ascomycota; Saccharomycetes; Saccharomycetales; Saccharomycetaceae. The record is from the annotation of a GenBank genome assembly.